CUGGCCCAAGCACAACUUUUUCAACAUGGAUUCUAUGAGGUGUUUGACUUUGUAACAAGAUGUUCACAGUGCAGUUACAAAACGAUUACAGAAAUGCCAUAAUACAGGUUUGUUGAAGAUACCGUUCAACGUUCGUUAGCACGCUGUACAUAUUUACCAUUUAUUACUAGGGAGCGUUUCGUUUGCAAGCUAGAGCUAGCUAAAUAGACUAUUUAGGUUUGUAGUUUUAUUCACUACAGUUUAAGUCGUAUGUGAACUGUACCUAGCUAAUGUAAUGUCCCGGUAUAACGUUAGUAAACGAGUUUUUAUGAUGAGUUAUUAGCCAUUUCGUUUAUCUAAACGAUAAAUGUCUGUAAAGCAGUGUUGUACUCCCAUGUAGAAUCGCGUGGAGCUAACGUUACUUCUGUUAGCGGAGCAUAGGUUGCUAGUUAACUAGCUAGCUAGCCACAAUUUACUUAUUUUGGCCUAAGCGUUCAAGAUCUUGAUCUUUGAUCUAACGUUACUCAAAAUUCGGCAAUUUAUCGUUAACUAGUUGGCUGCUGCGUGCUUAACUGUCAGACUAAAUAGUAUCCUUUUGGUUAGCUAUUCUUGCAUGGCAUGCAGAUAUUUGCGAACGUUUGGAACUUUCCUGAUCUCCACGAAAGGCAGCUAAGUCUUGCUUAAUUAUUUUUGUUUAUGGUUCUACUGACCAGUUUUAAGAAUACCCACACAAGUUCAUGACUGCGCGUUUGUGGUCUGUACACACUUGGAGAUCAUGAGGGCAAUUGUAAUGAGAUCCAAUCAGGAGCCAAAAAACGAAAGAAACUCUAAAACACACGCCUGGUAAAGUUGUCAUCAGGGCGCAAAAAGCGGUAACGUUAGUUGGCUACAUAGCAAGCAAAGAUUUGUUCGGAUAGGUAGUUUGCAAGAGUCUGUGUUGCUGUAGAAGCGCAUCUUAUUUUUACAUUUUCAAAAUGCUGCUGUCCUUGGUCGUACACACAUACUCGUUGCGGUACUGGCUUCCAGCCGCUGUAAUGCUGGGUACAGCACCAGCAUACGUGCUGUCUUGGAGUGCUUGGAGACUGCUGUCAACGAUCAUCCCGGGCAGGCCGUUCCACGUAAUGGAUGAUCUUUUCUACGCGAUUUAUCAGAGCAUGGUCCUCUUCUUCUUUGAGAAUUACACUGGCGUUGAGGUCCUCAUCUAUGGCGAUAUACCAAAGAAUAAAGAGAAUGUGGUUUACCUUUCCAACCACCAAUGCACAGCGGACUGGAUCAUUGCUGACAUGUUAGCCAUCAGGCAGAAUGCACUUGGUCAUGUACGAUACGUCUUAAAAGAUGGAUUGAAGUGGCUCCCUCUGUACGGAUGGUAUUUUUCUCAGCAUGGAGGUGUCUAUGUGAAGCGCAGUGCCAACUUUGAUGAAAAAGCUAUGACAAGCAAACUCUGCUCUCAGACAAAAUGUGGAGCACCGAUGUAUCUAGUAAUUUUCCCAGAAGGAACUCGGUACAACCCAGAGCUUCCCAAAGUGAUCAGUGACAGCCAAGCUUUUGCCAAGAAAGAAGGACUUGCAGUUUUGAAACACAAUCUCACUCCUAGAAUGAAAGCUUCCCAUAUAGCUAUUAAUGCAAUGAAGGAUCACCUGGAUUCUGUUUAUGACAUCACUGUGGCAUAUGAGGGUACCCUGAAGGCUACAGGUGGACGACGUUCUGCUCCCUCUAUGCCAGAAUUCCUGUGUAAGGAAUGUCCUAGAGUCCACAUCCACUUUGAGCGUGUGGAUCUGAAGGAAAUCCCCAAAGAAGCUGUGUUCUUCCGCAGGUGGCUGCAUGAAAGAUUUGAAAUUAAGGACAAGUUGCUGACCAGUUUUUAUGAGUCAGAAGUGCCUGAACAGAGAUGCAAGUUCCCAGGGGAAGGUCGAAAGUCACCACUGAGCCUCAAGAAGACAUUACCAUCACUGCUGUUUUUGGGUGGCCUCACUUUACCAUUGCUACUCACAGAUACUGGCAGGAAGCUCUACUUAAAAACUUGGAUUUAUGGGACAUUUGUGGGGUGGUUGUGGGUGAAUAUUAGUCCCUAAGGAACAAUUGCACUCCUGUUAUGCCAUUACUUACCGGUUUUGAAAUGUCUUCCCCUCUUCAUCUAAGCUGAAUCUCAUUUUGAAGCCAUCAGUACUGUUACUUCCGAAAAUGUGGGUCUCUGAAUAUAUCUGAAUAGUGUGUUGGAAUAAGAAGCUUUUAACUCAAUCUAUUUUACAAUCCAAGAGCCAUUUGAAUGAAGUUGUAGUCUGUGCAACUGAGCCAAAUUUCACAUUUUUUAAAACCUUGUGAGUUUGUCUUAAAUAUUCCCUCUCCUCAAGAAACUGGUAUAAACUGGCCUGCUGUUGAAAAAAGAUAAAACUUGAUUGCGAUGAUGAACCAGUCCCAACAGGAGGAAGGCUGUUUUAGGCAAACCGUCUGUCCUUUUCAUUAUUCUGCCAUUUUUAACAUCUGCAUUACUCUAACCAUAAAUGUAGUGGAAAAUUGGUUGUGUCAAAAAUAACCACAAAACCAGCUGUCUUUCAAAAGGGUUCUGGCUUACGGCUGAGGUUUAUAUACUGUGUUUACCAAAAUCUUAAGUAUUAUCUUCAUUGCAUUUAUUAGGUGUACCUCCAUUUGUAUUUGUGCUUCAGAAGUUUGUAUGCUUGCAAAAUAUGCUGACGGUUUUUGCCAAACAUAAUGACAAAACAGAAAAGGUUAAAUAAAUUAACAUCAGUCUCCCCCUUGUUUAUUUUUAUAACCAUUUCUUCAGUUCUCUGUGCAGACCUUAUUUUGUCUAUGAAUACCUGAAAAUGCAUUCGUCCCUAUAUAAGGGGGAAAUGCCUCCAUUUACAUCAGUGUUUUUGAUUCAAGAACCAAGUAUACAGGCAUGUAUAUUGCAAGUUCUAAUGUACUUUUCAUUUUUGCUAAUUAUAGUACACUUCUAGUGGGAAAUGACUAUGUACAGACAAUGCUGCCAGAGCAAGUACUUUAGUUUAACUUUUAAGUGAUAGGCAUCAGUAUACAAUUUGUACCAUUUUUUUGUACAAGUACCAACAUUCAGGAAUUGUCCUCCCCCCCCCAAUUAAGUUUCACGAUUUCAGAAGGGAAAUCUAUUCUAUGUAGUCAAACUUUAUGCUUCUUACUGAAUUCAACUGACAAUUCAAUUUGUUCCUAUUUUUAAUUGCAUAUCUUAAACAGAAAAUUAUUGACUGUCAGAUAUGCAGAUACUUUUAGAAACUGAAUUUGUUGAGUUUGAAUUCAGCACUAAAUUGUUUAUGAUGGCCUGAUUAGUCAAAGAAAGUAAGUUUAACUAUAAAGGAAGGAAGUUUAUCAUAAGAAGUGCUAGUUAAUGAAAUAUGUGCCUUCUACCUUGGGUUUGGUAUUUAUCACAUACUGAGUACUGUCACAAUGUAAGCCAUGUUGCUUGGAAUGUAUGCUGAAUAGUUUACUGCAAGUGGAAAGCAGUUGAAUUAUUCAUCAAUUGAAGUAAAUUAAAGCUACCUUAUUAUAUUCAUUAACAUAAUGUCCCAAAAGAGAUCAAUAAUCAAUGGCUUAGUAUCUGUAAAAUUGCAGGUUCAAUCCCAUUUAUGUGCUUGAUAGGGUAAUAAUGAAAACAAUGUAUAAAUUGAAAUAAGAAUAUUUACAGAUAAUUAGACUUGUAUAUGGCUAAUGACAUGGUACAAUGAGUGUCAAAGGUUCAAAGGUUCUAUCCGACUGCACCAUCGUUUCUUUGGUCCUGGGACAUUGAUCAAUAUUUCGGAAUUAUUCGAUUGAUUGGUCCAGGAAAAUAAAUCUAUGAGUGAACCUUAGUCUACCAGCCAACUCCCAAGUGUGUACCCAAUAAAUUGAAUAUACAACAAAAAUAAAUAUUUGUUUUGCUGCCUGAAUUUAUGCAUACUAAUGAUAACAUUAUAGCAGCUUUAUGCAUGUUGUGUGGUAAUUUUACUGUGCAUGAUUUUGCGUUUCUAUUAAUUUGUGACUUUUUGAUGCAAAAAUGUUUAAUGUUGACUAAAACAUCCAUCCUGUUUUAUUUGUUCAACUAUUGCAAGUUAUGUUAAAUCAUCUGUAAAAGACUUCUCAGUUUUAAGAUUUAAAAUAAUUACAAUUUUAAAAAAAGACAAUUAUUUGGCCAGUUGUAUGCAUGAAUUUUGCUUCUACAAUGUAGCCAUACAACAGGCAAGAACUAGAAUAUCUGCAUAUAUUUUGGUUCAAGAUUUUAUUCCAAAAUGUCUACAGACAUCUGAGUGAAUAUUGAAAUUGUUUUUUUUAAAGAUGUUUGUUUUUACCACAGCAUGUUACAUAAACGCUAUAUAUUUUAUACAUGUGGGCAGGCGAUUACUUCAUGCAUGUGUGCAUUCCAUUUAAUGUAUGAAUAAAUUCUGCAGUGCUUUCCCUCAUUCAUUCUGAAAUACAUAAGUAUAACAGAAUACUUAAUUGGGGAAAUGAAUUGCACAAACUAUGAUUUGCUUUCAAACUAUGUUCAUAUUUUUUCCUGACAGAUGCCCUCCCUCUCAUUGAUUUGACUUCCUGCAUUUUUCUGGUAAUCAAUUAUGACAGGUUUUCAACUCUUUACUUCAUAGUAUUACACGCACUGAGUGUCUGUACUUCAGUGCACUUCAGAUUAUUGGGACCCUCAAUUAAUAUGGACAAAAAAUUCAAAAGAUCAGCAAUAUGAGAAAAUUGCUCAGAGAUCCAAAUCAUCUAAAACGUGCAUCACAUCGGUUACAUUAUUGUGCACCUUCCCUUUGCCAAGGCAACAGCAGUGAUUGUCAUGUUUUAUUAGGUUGGAAAACAAGGGAUCGGAGACCAUUUCUCAAUGAAGUGUUUCUCCAGGUCCAUGGUGUUUGCUUGUGGUCAUUGCAAAAGUCAUUGGAAAAAGGUACAAUAUUUCCCCAAGAUAAUGAUACAAAAUAUACCUCAGAUUACGGUUUUGAAAUGACUCCAGGCUAUAUUAUUGAAAAUCUUUGGGGAGACUUCAAAGAACGCCUCAAUUUAUUCCUGAACAUGACGUUACUAACUUUUGCACGUGCCAUAUUUACAGUAAGGCUUUCUUUUUUAAUCUGUUAACCCCUUAAAACACACUUAAAAUCCAGGGCUUCUUGUAGAAAAAUAAAUAAAAUAAAACUAAGUGCAUAUUUGUCCCAAAAUAACCAUCUCACCUGAUCCAACAGGAGUCUCAAUCAGUAAACAUGCAGGACAUAUUUAUUUUUAAAAACAAAGAAUAGUUUUGUGUUUUCUGUAGUGAUAACGUACUUUUGAUGCUGGUGAAAACCAAACGUCUUCUUCCAGUCUACCCCGAAUAUGUCCACAACACUAGGAAUUUUUUUUUCCUGUCGAUUGAACAAAGCAGUAAAAGUUGACGUGUUAAGGUGGGCCCCAAGUGUCCUCAAAACUUCUCCAAAUUGGAACAUUGUGAAUGCUUCUUCAGGCAUCUCACUUCCAGAAGCUAGUUUUAUCACGAGUGCUACCCUCAGGAACAACUUCUCACUUACAUAUCUACAGUUUAAUCCACAUUCUUUAUGAAAAUGAGAUGUGAGCCUCAUGUCACAAUAGUCUCUGCCCUCUUACAGAGUUCAUACAUAGGGAAAUCUACAUUGAGCACUGAAUAGGGAAUCUGUGGUGAAACGAGAUGAUUAUCAAUGCGCAACGCUUGCGGGACUGCGGCUUGGUGAGCAAGCAAACAGUAAUGUUUUUUCUUUCGUUUCAAACAACGGUUUUUGUGGCUCUUUGGGCACUUGUACUUAUUAACUGACUAAUAAACUAUUUUAAAAAGUU
This is a messenger RNA of Conger conger (European conger), 5766 nucleotides long. It is a transcript of the gene agpat5, whose product is annotated as 1-acylglycerol-3-phosphate O-acyltransferase 5 (lysophosphatidic acid acyltransferase, epsilon). Gene Ontology annotation, molecular function: acyltransferase activity. NCBI's taxonomy places the organism in Eukaryota, Metazoa, Chordata, Actinopteri, Anguilliformes, Congridae. Gene Ontology annotation, cellular component: mitochondrion; endomembrane system. The transcript has 8 exons. The record is from RefSeq and is a predicted model, not a curated record. The coding region runs from base 954 to 2051 and encodes 365 amino acids.